Messenger RNA from Phytophthora sojae, 2349 nucleotides. RefSeq lists its product as hypothetical. Gene Ontology annotation, biological process: activation of GTPase activity. The record is from RefSeq and is a predicted model, not a curated record. The transcript has 8 exons. Lineage: Eukaryota; Oomycota; Peronosporomycetes; Peronosporales; Peronosporaceae. Gene Ontology annotation, molecular function: GTPase activator activity. The coding region runs from base 1 to 2349 and encodes 782 amino acids.
AUGACCGGCACGAAGGGCAGAGGCCGGGGCUCCGUGGCCGCGCGGUAUGCGCGCGCCAACGCGCUGGUGGGGUCCGUGCUGAACAAGUUCCACAAUGGGUCGGAGCGGGCGGUGGACCCGUUCGUGAUCCGCACGCUGAAGGAGCACGAGCCGCGGCUGCUGGGCAUCCGGUGCUUCGUGGAGCAGGGGCCAGCGGAGGACAGUCGACGCGCCAAGGACGAGUCGCACGUGGUCAACCACACGACGCACGCGUCGGGCAUUUUCGGGCUCUUCACAGUCUGCGGGGGGUUGUUCGGACCGGGGGUAAUCAUGCGUCAGUGGGAUGCGUGCAGCGGAACGGAGGGCGACACGGACGAGCGGGAGGCCGCCAUGGCGGAGUACGUGGCUACGGUGGACAAGAUGCUGCCUGGGUGGGACGAGAGCCUGCCGGACCACCCCGUUGCCAGCACGGACCGCUUCUGGGAGGACGAUGCGACGGCGACGAACUGUCCGCUGUGCUUCGUCGCCUUCUCCAUCCUGGAGGUCGCCUUGUGUCCAGGCGCGCCGCUGCGCGCGCAGCGCGUGUGCACGCCGUGCUAUCAGGCGGAGUACCGUGCCCAGCAGCUUCGAGAAGCGAGGAAAAUCAGCCGCGAGAACCAGGAACUCGAGCAGAGGAUUCGCGCGGUGCUGUCUACAGCGAAGCAGACACUUGCGGCCAAGCAGCAGGAGGAACAGAAAUUGCGCGCGCUGGCGAUUGACGCGGGCUGCGACGUACAGGCUCUCGAUGAGGCUAUUCAGAAGCAGCACGGCGGAUCCCCCAUAGGCUCCGCGUCAAUGGAGCUGCGAACGCCGCCAGCAGCGCACCGAUUCGCACCAACGCAAACCUCGGUGGAAGCCUCAAACCAGCUCGCUCUGGCUCAUCGGCAACUAACGAUGAGCUUCAAGAUGGCGCAAUGUCGUGCUCAUCGGGUGCUCGACAAGAUGAACGCAACAAUCGCGGCGUUGCGAGAUGCUGUGAACACUCAAAAGUCGACGAACAACAGGUCGCCAUCGCCUGAUCAUGAAGACAACGGAUGGAGCGCCAUGAUUCGCCACACGGACAGUUUCCUCACGCAAACCGAUCGGGAGGCGCUGCAAGUUGUUCCGGAUGAGCUCUACAGCCGUUUACGCUCUCGAAGUAGCAGCUCCGUUGACAACUCGGCUGCAUCGGACCAAAGUAUUGCCAUGCUGUGGCAGACGGAGUGUCUGAAAGAUAAUCGGACGCGGACUUUUGUCACAGACUUGGCUGAAGCUGUGCGUGCCAGGCUAGAUGCUUCGUCAGGGUCAGAUACUGAAGACUCGGACGCGAAUGAGGCACCCGUGGCCACGUCACGUCCGUUGUGGGAACAGCCUGUGCAGACUACAGCUAAUGCUAGCCCAGCGUCCAAUUCGGUACCGACUUCUUUGGAGCUUGAGAAGGUGUACGAGCUCAUCUGUACACAGUGCGAAACGGGGCCAGCGUCGGAAUGGGAUGAACAGAUUCGCCUCGAUGUCACGAGAACAUUCGGGAUAUCCGCGCGGCGGCAGCACCGCAAGAGCAUAGACCCUACUUCACGUGCUAUAUGCCAUUCGAACGGCGUCGCAAUUCCACUCGAGAGACGGCAAGCAGCGCUGCAGAAUGUGCUUCGGGCUUGUGCUAGCGUGGAUACCGAAGUCGGGUACUGCCAGGGGAUGGAUCACGUCGCGGCGUUGAUGCUGGCUGUGAGUGACUGGAACGAAGCGCGUGCAUUCUGGUUGCUUGUUAGCCUCCUUGCAUCCCCACGGUUCGAGCUUGAGAGACUGUAUGGGCCAGGACUGCCGCAUCUAACUCUCCGCUGCUUCCAGCACUUUCAGGCUAUCGACUUCCCAAUCAGCAUCGUUGCAACAGGGUGGUUUAUGACUCUUUUCACCAACAUGGAGGCGCUGUCCUACGACAGACCCAUUCUUGCCAGCUCUUUUGACGAGAUCCCUCGCCUGUUUUACGACAUCCAGGAGUAUGCGCCUCGACUCAUGGACGCGGGAUACGUCCUCACGCAAUCAGCAAAGUUCGAGGUGUCUGAUCGAAUGUUGAAGCGUUUGCACAACGAGUUCGAAGAGGAGACACCGACAGCAGAACCAUCCACCAGCAAGAUUGCACGACCUCCCAAACUUACCCCCAAGAACGACAGUCUCACAGGCCGACGCACUACAAACCAGCGCCCUCAGAAAAGAAGAGCAUCGCUUCCGCCUUCCUAUCUGCGGCCAGAAGCUCGACAAGAACGACAGUUUGUGUCACGAGAUCACAUCUCGAAAGCCCCUUCCUCAACAAGGCGAGCCUCUCCGUCGCAAAUGCAGUCACCAGCCGUCGUGUGA